CGAAUCUUUCGCUCUCACUUCUUUCUCCUCUAUCUUUUCCCAUUUGGUUGCUUUGUUUUCGGAAUCGUUUCAAUUCAGAAAUGCUCCCAAUAAAAUCUUUUUCUUGCUGGGAGUGGAUGACCAGUCUGAUAUAUUGGUUAAUCCAAUGAAAUGUAUGACGCAGAAUGCGAAGAAUUGGAUUCUGUACUCUUUUCGCAAAUAAUGCUAGACUGAGGCUUUUGCGAUUGUCAGAGGCAGCAGAGAAGCUUCAAAAGCAGGCAGCUGUAAGUGUUCAAAAGGGGAAGGAAAAUGAUGCGAGAGAAAUACUUUUUCAGAGGAAGAAGGUCUUGCAAGCUUUGGAGAAGUCUAAAACCCGCAUUGAAUUGCUUGAUGAACUUUUUACAAAGCUUUGUGAGGCAAUAUCUUUGAAAGAAAGUCAACUAAUUGGGCAUGUUUCAUUGAAUAUUGAAGGCAAAACAGAAGACUCUUCAAGUCCAGUUCGAAUCAUUAGUCCAAAGGAAGAAUGUGGCAAGGAUAUUACUGACAAUGACUUGGAUUUUAAUGUGAUGAAAUCUGUUGAUAUUCAAGAUGUGCAGAUUUCUGCGGAAAGUCAAGGGGAUUCAUUGAGUGACAAGGAGACUGGGGAUCUUCAACAAUCCAUAAACAGUGCUUGUUAGACGAAGAUAAAAAACUAGCGCUUGACAGAAAUUUCUUCUUAUGAGGCAUUAAUGGGGCACAUAGAUCAAAAGCUCAGUGAAAUUGAAGUCGAACUUAUCACCGCUCUGAAAGCCUCAAACUUGCUGUUGGAUGGUGUGAGAGAGCCAAAGAAUUCAAGGUGGCAACAAAUGGUGGAACUUCUUGAGAGCAUCCAUGGGAUCAGACAGAGAAUCAGAAGCAUUGGGAGUCAAAGUUAAGGAUCUGAUCACAUUUUCUGUUUUGUUCAAUUCAUCUUCUGCUUCCAGGCUAAAUGUUCUGGCUCUUGGAGUUCAUAACCUUGGCUUCUGAGAUCAUCAAAUUUUACCUCCUCGUAACCUGCAAUGUAUCUUGUCCUGGCUAAUUAUUGAGAGACACAAUAUGCAUA
Messenger RNA from Neltuma alba, 1060 nucleotides. RefSeq lists its product as uncharacterized. The record is from RefSeq and is a predicted model, not a curated record. NCBI's taxonomy places the organism in Eukaryota, Viridiplantae, Streptophyta, Magnoliopsida, Fabales, Fabaceae.